GUACGUCGAACACACAGACGCGUCUAUGAUUGAAGAGGUUCAAGUAAAACUGUCCUUUCGUUCCGCUGAGAAAACCGAGAAAACCGACCCAGUUCGGUGGGAUUCCCGGUCCACUUGGAUCCGCCUCAUCAGUUUUUAAAGGCUGCCAAAAAGCAAAAUGUCUCCAAUCAAACCCAAGCUUGAUCAGGAGACCAUCUCCUGCUCCAUCUGUUUGGAUCUCCUGAAGGAUCCGGUGACCAUUCCCUGUGGACACAGCUACUGUCUGGGCUGUAUCCAAACCCACUGGGAUAGAGUGGGUAAGAAGAGAGUCUGCAGCUGCCCUCAGUGCAGGAAGGACUUCAAGCUGAGGCCUGACCUGGUGAAAAACAUCAUGUUAGCAGAGCUGGUGGAGGAGCUGAAGAAGAUUGACCUCCAAGCUGCUCCAGAUUAUCAAUGCUAUGCUGGACCUGAAGACGUGUCCUGUGACGUCUGCUCUGACAGGAAACUGAAAGCUGCCAAGUCCUGUCUGGACUGUUUAGUUUCUUUCUGUGAGAAACAUCUCCAGCCUCACCAUGAAGCUCCACCAUUACAGAAACACCAGCUGGUGGAGCCCUCCAAGAAGCUCCAGGAGAACAUCUGCUCUUCUCAUGAUGAGGUGAUGAAGAUCUUCUGUCGUACUGAUCAGCAGUGCAUCUGUUAUCUCUGCGCGAUGGACGGACACAAAGGUCACGAAACGGUGCACGUUUCAGCAGGAAGAGCUGAGAAGCAGAAGGAGCUCGAGGCGAGUCGACAACAAAUCCAGCAGAGAAUCCAGGACCAAGAGAAAGAUGUGAAGCUGCUCCAGGAGGAGGUGGAGGCCAUCAAUGUCUCUGCUGAUCAAACAAUGAAAGAGAACAAGGGACUCUUGUCUAAGCUGAUCAAGUUCAUCAAGAAAAAGAGGUCUGAUAUGAAGCAGCGGAUCAGAUCUCAGAAGGAAUAUGAAGUGAGGAGAGUCAGGAAGCUUCAGGAGAAGCUGGAGCAGGAGAUCACUGAGCUGAAGAGGAAAGACGCCGAGCUGGAGCAGCUCUCACACACACAGGACCACAACCACUUUCUCCACAACUACCAGUCGGUGUCAGCACUGGGUGAGUCUCCACACUCAUCCAGCAUCGAGGUUCAUCCUCGGAGAUACUUUGAGAGGGUCACAGCAGCUGUGGAGGAGCUCAGAGACAAACUAGAGGAGCUGCUGAACGAGGAGUGGACAAGCGUCCGCAUGCUCAUCUCUGAUGUGGACGUUUUACUACCAGCAACAGAACCAGACACCAGAGCCGACUUCCUGGUGUUCUCCAGAGAUCUCACCUUGGAUCCAAACACGGCGAACGAAGAGUUGGUCCUUUCUGAGGGGAACCAAAGAGCAACGUGCAUCAAUCACCAGCAGACCUCCACCAAGCAUCCCUACCAGUUCACCCACUACCAUCAGGUCCUGAGUAAGAAGGGUCUGACUGGACGUUGCUACUGGGAGGUGGAGUGGAGCGGAGGUGACGUUUGUAUCUCAGCCUCCUACCAAACCAUCAAAAGACAAGGGCCGGCCAAUGAAUGUGCGUUCGGGUUCAACGACCAGUCCUGGGCUCUAAGUUCAACCAGACGGGGGUUCAAGUUUGACCACGAUAACCACGUGUUUGUGAUCUCUGGUCCUGGUUCCUCCAGGGUCGGGGUGUACCUGGACCACAGGGCCGGUGUUCUGUCCUUCUACAGCGUCUCUGAAACCAUGACUCUCCUCCACAGAGUCCAGACCACGUUCACCCAGCCGCUCCACGCCGGAGUCCGGUUCUUCGACACUAAAGGAACCUCCGCCGAGUUGGUCAAGCUCAAGUAACGGUCCUGAGACGUUCUGUCCUCUGAACUGAAGU
Molecule: messenger RNA, 1868 nt
Organism: Nematolebias whitei (Rio pearlfish)
Lineage: Eukaryota; Metazoa; Chordata; Actinopteri; Cyprinodontiformes; Rivulidae
Product: tripartite motif-containing protein 16
Exons: 2
Coding region: 158-1834 (558 amino acids)
Molecular function (GO): zinc ion binding; protein binding
Source: RefSeq, a predicted model, not a curated record